Molecule: messenger RNA, 1023 nt
Organism: Peniophora sp. CBMAI 1063
Lineage: Eukaryota; Fungi; Basidiomycota; Agaricomycetes; Russulales; Peniophoraceae
Source: the annotation of a GenBank genome assembly
AUGUCGUCCUCGCUUGCAUCAGCGCUCUCCGAGCGGCGGGCUGUCGUGACUCUGGGAAUGUUCAUCAUCGACGAGUUCUCUUAUACGGACGCUGAGGGCAAUCCUACUGGUCAGACCAGGAAACCGGAGAUCGGUGGGGGCGGGACAUACGCGGGCAUCGGUGCUCGUAUCUGGUUACCAGCGAGCGAGAUCGGCAUGAUUGUCGACGCCGGUGCGGAUUUCCCUUCGGAUAUCCGCGCCGAACUGGACGCGUUUGGAAGUGAUAUGUGGCGCUUUCGUCCCAGCAGCCAGGGCACCACACGCGCCAUCAAUAAGUACAAAGGCGAGCUUCGAGACUUCGAGUACUUGACUCCUCGUAUCCGCAUAACGCCGCGUGAUCUUGUGGGUACACCGUUGGCCGAACCGCGGACGCUGCACUUCAUCUGUUCACCACAACGCGCACAUGUCAUCGUCUCCGAGCUGAAAGAGCUCAACUGGGCACCCAUCACUGUCUAUGAACCGAUACCUUACCGAUGCGUGCCGGAGCAGUUGCCCGCGUUGAUCAAUGUUUUGCCUGACGUCCAUAUCCUGAGCCCUAACGCAGAGGAAGCACUCGCUCUCCUGAGCAUAAGUGAGCCCGUCUCGCGCGAGACGAUUGAACAAGCAGCAAGACGCUUCGUCGACUUCGGUAUAGGACCAGACGCAAAAGGCCACGUCGUCAUCCGAAGUGGUGCAUUGGGGUGUUAUGUGAUGAGCAGAGAUCGACCGGGCGAAUGGAUCGCCGCGUAUCAUAAAAGCCAAUCUACUGUUGUCGAUGUCACUGGCGGCGGAAACAGUUUCCUGGGUGGAUUGGCGGCUGGACUGAAGCUCGCCAAAGGCGACGUGUACAAAGCGGUUUUGUACGCGUCGGUGUCGGCGUCGUUCGUGAUCGAGCAGUUCGGGUUGCCAAAGUUGUCGAAGCGCGCUUCUGCCAAUGAUGACGGGGAGACGGAGGAGUGGAACGGGGAUUCUCCGCACAGGAGGCUACAAGCGUACAAGAAAUGA